Molecule: messenger RNA, 822 nt
Organism: Stylonychia lemnae
Lineage: Eukaryota; Ciliophora; Spirotrichea; Sporadotrichida; Oxytrichidae
Source: the annotation of a GenBank genome assembly
AUGAUUAAGACUCCUGUCAAUUAAAUAAGACUGACUAAUGUUGCCAUCAUUAGACUGAAGAAAGGUGGCAAACGCUUUGAAAUUGCUUGCUAUAAAAACAAAGCAGUUAAUUGGAGAAAUAAGCAGGAGAGCAACCUGAGUGAAGUAUUAUAGAUUGACAAGAUCUACACAAAUGUUUCUAAGGGAGAAAUUGCAAAUAAAAAAGACUUCAAGGUUUUCGGAGAUCUUUCUUAUGAUGAAAUUAUCAUGGAGAUCUUGAAUAAAGGAGACUUACAAGUGUCAGAACUAGAAAGGGAUGAUUAGCUAGAUAACUUGAAAAAGGAAAUAGCUAACAUCAUCGCUUAGAAAUGUGUAAAUACUACAGAUGGCAAGUAGUUCCCUGUAAGUAUCAUUAUGAAAGCCAUGAAUGAGGUUAAUGCCAAGAUUAAUCCAAAGCAGACUGCUAAAAAGCAAGCAUUAGACUUCAUUGGAGAAUUAAAGAAAGUCAUCCCAAUUGAGAGAGCAAAGAUGAGACUUAAGAUAUCAUUUGAAAGUUAGGAAUAGCAAGAAAAGAUGAAAGACUUCAUUGAAAAAGAACAUUAAAACGACUGUGAAAUAGAAAGACUAGGAGAAAGACUGAUGCAACUGCAAAUACAGCCAAAUAUGUUUAGAGAACUAAGCAAUGUAGUCAAGGAAAACAAGGAAUUCUAUAAUGGAGUUGUCAUUGAGAUUCAGGAUUAGCAGGUUGUACAGAAUGCUGAGCAGGAUGCUGAAGAGGAAGUCAAGCAGAGCACCAGUGACAAAGGUUCAGCCAAAAAGAAGAAGAAGGGAGAUAAGUAGUGA